AUGGACGACUCAAUCUACGAUACAUCAUGGACCCUGUACUCUAUCCCGUCGCCAACGACAUCACUUCGUGCUCUCCUCUCCUCGCCUCCAUCGACAUCUCAAUCCCCAAGAUCCAGGUCUCCCAUUCUUGAGAAGCAUGCAGAAGCCUUCCAAAACUCCCUCGUUGAUCGGCAUCGCCCACGCUACGAAGAUGAAGAAGAAAGAGAGAAACUGGGUGGAUUGCGAGCCGUCUCUUGGACGAGACUUGCACCGACAAGCCGGGAUGAGGCAUCGCCCCGCAGGAAGCAAAAGCGCAAACGCAACGAGACGACCCUCGACGAUAGUCACAUAGCACUGGAACGAGGCCUACUGGUGUCGUUGGUCUACGACAAGGCGACCUACAGAUUCGCCAUCAUCAGCGCCCAGCAGCAUGGAACCUCCAACAAACGAACCAAGACGUCCGCUUCUAGCGACUCCUCCUCAUCACGAACAGCCGACGAGGCGGACAGCGCAGCCAUCGUGUUAGCGAAAGCUUCGCCCGCAGUCUUCAAGGCCUUCCACGGCUAUCUAACCAGCACCUUUGCGAUCCAGGAUAUGCACGCACUCAAACUGCCACCUGCGUUCCUGGCAUCGACGCUCGCGAGGUAUAUAUCGAGUAUUUACGCCGUGCUCUCACAGACCACAUCAGAGCGCCAGCUACCGCAGGACAUGAAGGCGAUUCUCGGCACGAUCAAACUCUCGAUCAGCUUCUCUGCGCCCAUAGCGCCGAGCCUGAAGAUGCUCGACGUCGAGGUACCGAGCGAGAGCGUGCUGGUGGCGUUGCGCGAUUUGGACACCGACAGAGACGGUCGAGACGGUAGAGAACGCAGGGGGCGGGACGAUCCCACCGCACAGAGCAUAUUGAAAGUGCUAAGCAGAUGGGUCCACGAACGAACGGGAAUCAGCCUCCCUCUCGGCCCCGACGAGACCCAACGCACUGCCCCUUCUCAAUCUCACGCAUCAUCCACAAAUCCAAAUCACAUAGACCCCGGUAACCCGGAUCCCGGCAAAUCCUCAGCAGACGCAGCACACGCGCCGCGUUCAGAACCCCCGAUGCGGGUAUCACGCAUCCUCUCCGCCGCCUACGCGAUCUCGAGCGAAGGCCGGCUGAAACUCUCCUUGAAAUCCGCACAGACCUGUGAGGAUGGGCCUGCCGACGGCGACCAUGGUGGGGAUUUCGCACGCGACGGUUCAUGGAAUGUCGUGCGGAAGGCGAAUGAGACCCUCCUCGCCGCUGCAGUGCAAGAGGCCGCCCGCCAGCUGAGUGAGGACUCGUGA
Messenger RNA from Exophiala aquamarina CBS 119918, 1296 nucleotides. RefSeq lists its product as uncharacterized. Bases 1 to 1296 code for a protein of 431 amino acids. Lineage: Eukaryota; Fungi; Ascomycota; Eurotiomycetes; Chaetothyriales; Herpotrichiellaceae. The record is from RefSeq and is a predicted model, not a curated record. The transcript has a single exon.